Messenger RNA from Anopheles nili, 950 nucleotides. RefSeq lists its product as uncharacterized. NCBI's taxonomy places the organism in Eukaryota, Metazoa, Arthropoda, Insecta, Diptera, Culicidae. The transcript is spliced from 2 exons. The record is from RefSeq and is a predicted model, not a curated record. Bases 1 to 846 code for a protein of 281 amino acids.
AUGGCGGACCUGCGGUUAUUUUCACGAGAAUACAUUUCGGAGCUUAUUGAGCUCUACAGAAGCUUCCCAUGCUUGUGGAAGGUAAAUUCGGAAGACUACUCAGAUCGCUCUAAACGAAAAGUAGCCUAUGAUGCACUGGUCGCAAAAUAUCGCGAAGUGGACAAGCAUGCCUCCAAGGAGACGGUGAAGAAGAAACUGUACGGUUUGCGAUCAUGCUACCGUCGGGAACUGGCUAAGCUGAAAAAAUCUGUGCUCUCCGGCGCUGGUGUGGAAGAGGUGUACAAACCAACACUUUGGUACUUUUAUUUGUUUGAUUUUCUCAUGGACAAUGAGCUCCCAAACGACGAUACACGGGGUAUUACGGAAGCGUACCAGAACGGUGUUAAAGAGGAAGAAACAGUGGAAUAUUUCGACGACGACGAUGCCGAAGGAACGGACGUCGAUUAUAUUGACAAUGACGAAGAUGAAUCAGAUGAGAGUUCAAACUGUGAUGCGGUGGAUCCGUUUGAUUCCGGUUCGCUUGGCCACUAUUCAUCCGCCCCUAAACGAGAGUCUGCACCUGCAGGAAGUGCACCACGAUCGCAACCUCCGAAAAAAAAGCGCAAACUGCUUACAAAGAAUUCGCGGAAGGUCGGUUUUAUAGAGCCUGUUGUGGAAAAACAUUCCACAAGUGUAACGGGAGAGGACCAAUUCGACGUAUAUGGAAAGCUCGUAGCUCAUAAGUUGCGAUCCUUUGAUAAACUACAGGCUACGUUUUCCCAGCGGCUUAUUAAUGAGAUACUGUUUGAAGGGGAAAUGGGGGUUUUGAAUCGCAAUUAUAAGGUUGUUGAUAUGGCAGAUCAUUGACUGUAACGUCUAUUGUAAGCCACCAGGAUUCACGAUGGCGUAUACUUCGUAUACUACGUAUGUAUAUAUCGAACUUACGAUACUCGUGACGCCAUACCUGUUAU